Molecule: messenger RNA, 2006 nt
Organism: Acanthisitta chloris (rifleman)
Lineage: Eukaryota; Metazoa; Chordata; Aves; Passeriformes; Acanthisittidae
Gene: RNF19B
Product: ring finger protein 19B
Exons: 10
Coding region: 40-1695 (551 amino acids)
Biological process (GO): positive regulation of proteasomal ubiquitin-dependent protein catabolic process; ubiquitin-dependent protein catabolic process; protein polyubiquitination
Cellular component (GO): cytoplasm; ubiquitin ligase complex
Molecular function (GO): ubiquitin conjugating enzyme binding; zinc ion binding; ubiquitin protein ligase activity
Source: RefSeq, a predicted model, not a curated record
CGCGACUCCCCGCACCUCGUCGCCAAGUAUGAGGAGUUCAUGCUGCGCCGCUGCCUCGCCGCCGACCCCCCCUGCCAAUGGUUGGUGUCUCCCUCCUGCAGUUACGCCGUUAUUGCCUACGGUUGUGCCAGCUGCCCCAAGCUGACCUGUGAGAGGGAUGGAUGCCAGACAGAGUUCUGCUACCACUGCAAGCAGAUAUGGCAUCCCAACCAGACCUGUGACAUGGCCAGGCAGCAGCGGGCACAGGCUCUCCGCGUGCGCACCAAGCACACCUCAGGCCUCAGCUACGGGCAGGAAUCUGGGCCAGCUGAUGACAUCAAGCCGUGCCCUCGCUGCAGUGCUUACAUCAUCAAGAUGAACGAUGGGAGCUGCAACCACAUGACAUGUGCUGUGUGUGGCUGUGAGUUCUGCUGGCUCUGCAUGAAGGAGAUCUCGGAUCUGCAUUACCUCAGCCCCUCUGGCUGUACAUUCUGGGGCAAAAAGCCAUGGAGUCGUAAAAAGAAGAUUCUCUGGCAACUGGGCACGUUGAUUGGAGCUCCUGUAGGCAUUUCCCUCAUCGCUGGCAUUGCCAUUCCUGCCAUGGUCAUUGGCAUCCCUGUGUAUGUUGGCAGGAAGAUCCACAGCAGGUAUGAAGGGAAGAAGACCUCUAAGCACAAGAGGAACUUGGCCAUUACUGGUGGGGUCACCUUGUCUGUCAUUGCCUCUCCAGUCAUCGCUGCUGUCAGUGUUGGUAUUGGGGUCCCCAUCAUGCUGGCCUACGUCUACGGCGUCGUGCCCAUCUCGCUGUGCCGGGGUGGAGGCUGUGGAGUGAGCACAGCCAAUGGGAAGGGGGUGAAAAUCGAGUUUGAUGAAGAUGAUGGACCUAUCACAGUGGCUGAUGCCUGGCGAGCCCUGAAGAACCCCAGCAUUGGUGAGAGCAGCAUUGAGGGGUUGACCAGUGUGCUGAGCACCAGUGGCAGCCCCACAGAUGGGCUCAGUGUCAUGCAGGGCAACUACAGCGAGACAGCCAGUUUCGCCGCGCUGUCGGGCGGCACCCUCAGCGGGGGAGUCCUCUCGGGCAGCAAGGGCAAGUACAGCAGGCUGGAAGUUCAGGCAGAUGUCCAGAAGGAGAUUUUCCCCAAGGACUCGGUCAGUUUGGGGGCGAUCAGCGACAACGCCAGCACUCGAGCCAUGGCUGGUUCCAUCAUCAGCUCCUACAACCCCCAGGACAGGGAGUGCAAUAACAUGGAGAUCCAGGUGGACAUUGAAGCCAAACCCAGUCACUACCAGCUGACCAGCGGCAGCAGCACGGAGGACUCUCUGCACGUCCACACCCAGAUGGCAGAGAACGAGGAAGAGGAGGAGGAAGAGGAGGAGGAUGAGGAAGAAGAGGAUGGUGAGCAGGAGCAGACAUGCAAACACCAAAGCUGUGAGCAAAAGGACUGCAUUGCCAGCCAAACCUGGGACAUCACCCUGGCCCAGCCCGAGAGCAUACGGAGCGACCUGGAGAGCUCGGACAGCCAGUCAGACGACGUGCCGGACAUUACCUCGGACGAGUGUGACUCCCCUCACUCUCAGACUGCAGCAGGUUGCCCACAGACCCCCAAAGCUAGAGGUGCCGAGAGCCCAAGUGCCCACCUGAGCCACUGUGCCCACGCCGAGGGCUGUCGGCUGGAUGAGAUGGUCCAACUGGAGUGCAUCGAAGCCAGAGUGUGAUGUGUUCUCCUGCUGGGAACACACUUGCUGCUCUUGCAUCUCUUGGGCCAGGGUUGUGUCCAUGUUGGCUUCUGUUUGCCAUUCCCCAGCUGGCUGCCCAACCUCUUGCCCUGGGGAGUUGCUGUUUCUUACAUGACAAAAAAAAAAAAAAAAAAAGGAAAAGGAGAAAAAAAAAAUCCCCCUGCCCUCUUUUUGUUUUAAUUUAUUGGUUCAAACUCUGUGAGGUGUGUAAGAGUGUAAAUAUGUACGUGUGUCUGUAUGUCUGCAACCAUCCUAAGGGACUGUUGGAAUAAAGACUCUGGUUGUCAUUC